Messenger RNA from Oncorhynchus kisutch (coho salmon), 2758 nucleotides. Its product is annotated as netrin receptor UNC5B-like. The coding region runs from base 1 to 1995 and encodes 664 amino acids. NCBI's taxonomy places the organism in Eukaryota, Metazoa, Chordata, Actinopteri, Salmoniformes, Salmonidae. The record is from RefSeq and is a predicted model, not a curated record. Gene Ontology annotation, biological process: anterior/posterior axon guidance; netrin-activated signaling pathway. Gene Ontology annotation, cellular component: membrane. Gene Ontology annotation, molecular function: protein binding; netrin receptor activity. The transcript has 13 exons.
AUGCCUACUACCAUCACCCCUACUGCCAUCACCCCUACCACCCGUACCAUUACCACCAUCACCCCUACUACCCAGACCAGUGACUACAGCGAGGUGGUAUCAGACUCCUUCCCCUCCGCCCCGGCAGAACCUCUCCCAGAGUUCCAGCUGGAACCCGAGGAUGGGUUUGUCGUGAAGAACCGUCCGGUGCAGCUCCGCUGUAGGGCCGCCCCCGCUACGCAGAUAUACUUCAAAUGUAAUGGAGAGUGGGUCAACCAGAACGAUCAUGUGACCAAAGAGAGCCUCGACCAGAUCACAGGCCUGGUGGUGAGGGAGGUGGAUAUCUCUGUAUCGAGGACCCAGGUGGAGGAAUUGUUUGGUCUGGAGGACUACUGGUGUCAGUGUGUGGCCUGGAGCUCUGCAGGCACCACCAAGAGUAGCCGCGCGUACGUCCACAUCGCAUACCUGCGUAAGGCCUUUGAGCAGGAGCCUCUGGGUCGAGAGGUGAGAUUGGAGCAGGAGGUGUUGCUGCAGUGUCGACCCCCUGAGGGCAUUCCCCCUGCUGAGGUUGACUGGUUAAAGAAUGAGGAAACCAUAGACCCAUCUCAGGACUCUAACUUCCUGAUGACCAUUGAUCAUGACCUCAUUAUUAAACAGGCCCGUCUCUCUGACACGGCCAACUACACCUGUGUGGCACGUAACCAUGUAGCCAGGAGACGCAGUAGUACCGCCACGCUUAUCGUCUAUGUGAGUGGGGGCUGGUCUUCGUGGACUGAGUGGUUGGAGUGUAGCGCCCGCUGUGGGCGGGGCUGGCAGAGACGGACACGCAGCUGCACCAAUCCUGCUCCUCUAAACGGGGGAGCCUUCUGCGAGGGCCCGCCUUUUCAGAGAGUUACAUGCACCACUCUAUGUCCAGUGGACGGAGGCUGGACAGAGUGGGCCAAGUGGUCAGUGUGCGGGACAGAAUGUACCCAUUGGACAAGCAGGGAGUGUCAGGCCCCCCCGCCCCGAAACGGAGGACUCCACUGUAGUGGGAGCAUGAUGGAGAGCAAGAACUGCACCGACGGACUCUGUUCACGCACGUUGGACCCUGGUAUUGGUGUAAUGGUGUAUGCCGGCCUGGUGGGGGCGCUGUUACUCUCUGUGGUGCUGGUACUGUGUGUUGGGGUGUUGGCAUACCGACGCAACUGUCGCCAUCUCCACGGUGAUAUCACUGACUCCUCCUCCGCCCUCACCGCCGCAUUCCACCCCGGCAACUACAAACAACCCAGACAGGACAACCCUCACCUCCUCCACCCCUCUGCGCCCCCAGACCUGACAGCCACAGCGGGUACCUUCAGGGAUCCUCUCUUCUCCCUGCGGCAGGGUGCCAACGAUGGUCACCACAAGAUCCCCAUGACAACCUCUCCCCUGCUGGACCCCCUGCCCAGCCUCAAGAUCAAGAUGUACAACUCGUCCACCCUGUCGUCCCUGGAGCUGCCAGAGGUGCUGACGGUGGGGGAGGAGAGUCUAUCGUCCCCCUGCUACCUCCAGCUAGAGGAGUCGAACUGCCACGUGGUGAUGGAGCAGUUGGGGACCUACGGUCUAGUGGGCCAGUCCUGCCCUCCCCAGCCCGCCUGUAAGAGGCUACAGCUGGCCCUGUUCGCCCCAGAGCCCCCUCUCUACCUCCAGACCCUCCCGCCCUGCUCCCCUAUCCCCUCCGGGGGUACCUGCCUGCCCUCCUCCCAGGUGGGGCCCUAUGCCUUCCGUCUGCCCACCACCAUACGACAGAAGAUCUGUGCCAGUCUGGAUGCCCCCAGCGCCCGCGGCUGUGACUGGAGACUGCUGGCUCACAGCCUGGACUUCGACAGGUAUCUAAACUACUUUGCAACAAAGCCCAGCCCCACAGCUGUUCUGUUGGACCUAUGGGAGGCCUGUCACCAAGGUGACGCGGACCUGGUGUCCCUGGCGACAGCUCUCGAGGAGAUGGGCAAAAGUGAGGUGAUGGUUGUCAUGACGACAGACGGGGACUGCUGAUUAGUCAAGGGAGGGGGGGUGGGUGGCGGGGGGAGAGAGAGAGAAGAAAAUAAGUAGGGAAAGAAUCUAGAAAGAAAAUGAAACCAAUACUUGCCUAUGGAUAUGCACAAGGACACAUACCCAGUACACACCUUGUGGACAGAUCUAUCACUCACAGACUACUAGGAUGAAUGAUCUCACCUCUGGCCCAUGGCCCAUCUCCACUCAGUGUCCCCCUUCAUCAGCCUCCCUGUGCCCAGCACAUACACCCCAUCCUGGGCUAGCUCUGCUACCCGCUGCCCAGGCUCACCUUGAGGCCUACCUCCCUCUGCUGAAGGUGUAAAGUAUGAGGUGUUUAUUUGUACAUAACCCCACACUGCUUGAAGACCUUCAAAAAUGCCAAGCACUCAUGCAAUCACACACACACACACACACACAGUGAGCGGCAGGCAGUGCGGAUCUGUCUGUCUCAAACCCUCAGGCUUCGGAUACGCGGACAGAUCACAGACACAUCUACAGCCAGACCACAGCCAGAGUCACAGACACAUCUACAGCCAGACCACAGACACAUCUACAGCCAGACCACAGACACAUCUACAGCCAGACCACAGCCAGAUUCACAUACACAUCUAUAGCCAGACUACAGCCAGAAUCACAGACAUCUACAGCCAGACCACAGACACAUCUACAGCUAGACCACUCCUCUCUCUCUCUCUCUCCUCUCUCCUCUCUCUCUCUCCUCUCUCCUCUCUCCUCUCUCCUCUCUCUCUCCCCUCUCUCUCCU